Cuscuta campestris is the source of this 1506-nucleotide messenger RNA. The record is from the annotation of a GenBank genome assembly. NCBI's taxonomy places the organism in Eukaryota, Viridiplantae, Streptophyta, Magnoliopsida, Solanales, Convolvulaceae.
AAUGAAAAAAAACCCUCCUCUCCCACCCGCCAUUGCUGCUCACCUACGACGAGCUAACCCUUCUUCUUGACGCCUCCGCCGCCGCCGCCCCCUCCUUCUUCUCCGUCUCCAAGCUCCAAUCACUCAGUCCACUCUGCGCGCACAGCCAUUAUCUGAAUCCACCCUGAAAUGGCUUCCAAGGAUUCUGGAUCGGGCUACUCCCGCAAACAGAAAUCUCUCGNAUUUGCUUUUGUGUCUGAAUACCUCACUCUAAUGUGCCUGCCGUCUGGAUUUCUAUUCAGUUUUUUGAGCUUGUACAACCGAGAAGGGGUUGAAACCAUAGGGCUUGAUGAUGCAGCAACGCAGUUAGGGGUCGAGAGGAGGCGGAUAUAUGAUAUUGUGAACGUUCUGGAAAGCGUUGGUGUUCUUGCGAGAAGGGCCAAGAAUAGAUAUACGUGGAGAGGAUUUGCAGUUGUCCCAAAAGCUCUCCAGGAUCUGAAGGAAGAAGGGAUUAGAGAGAGGAUGUUCGCGGUUGAUGGAAAUUUUGCAUUGCAAGUUUCAGACAAGGAAGGUGAUUUGCAUCAAUCAAUCGAUUGUGCUACCGGUCAGGAUGAAAAACCAGACUUCUCAUCGGUGGCUGGACUUGACAAAAAUAGAAAGGAGAAAUCUUUGGGGCUUCUCACACAAAAUUUCAUCAAGCUUUUUAUCUGCACUGAUAUAGAAAUGAUUUGCCUGGAGGAUGCUGCAAAGAUACUGUUGGGUGAUGGCAAGUCUCCGUCUAUGACCAAAAAUAAAGUUAGAAGACUGUAUGAUAUUGCCAAUGUGCUGUCCUCAAUGAAAUUCAUUGAGAAGACUCAACACCCGGAAACAAGAAAGCCUGCUUUUAGAUGGCUGGGGUUGAGUGGCGUAGCAGAAAUCACAACAGCUAAUGUUUCAGACCAUAAUUUGGGUUUUGAUCAUCAUCAUCAGCAUCAAUCCAAGAAAAGGGCAUUUGGGACUGAUCUCACAAACAUGCAAUCAAUCAAGAGGAGCAAACUGACCUCCUCAGUAGAUGGUGGUGCAAUAAAACCACAAGCCCAAAUCAAACAUGAGAGUGUGGAUUGUGAAGCCAAUCUGGAUACUGGAUCAGGCACAAGUGCUAAUGGUUUUCAUUUUGGUCCCUUUUCUCCUACUUCAACUAUACCCAAAGUUGAACCUCUCGAGAACAGUGAAAGGUCCAAAGUGAUUAGCGACCUUGAAAGUUUAGGAUCUACAUUAGAGUAUCACAACCAAGCUUUAAGAGACCUGUUUUCUCACUAUACGGAAGCGUGGAAUUCGUGGUAUUCUGAAGUGGCAAGGAAGAGACAAACUAACUGUUAGUUCUGACUAACUAACUUUGUAUUCUGAAGUUCUGACUUUCUUACAGAAACAUUGCUUUGUACUAGUUUCUUACUCCAUAUAGUUUUGUUUCUUAACAUCAUGUCCUAGAUGUGUCCACCAUCCACCAAUCAAUUAAAAGAAAAACUAAAAUAACUAGGGAGUACUUUU